CGCUGCUUUGCGCGGUUCAAGAUGCAUGUAGGCGCAAGAUGCCCCGUCGGUGAUUUGAGCUCGUACAAAAGGGACCGAGCUGUGGCCGUGUCAGGAAACGCCCAGAAGACCCACAGGCACGUUUUUAAGCUGCUUGCAGACCGUGCCCCCCGUACGAACGGGAAUUAAUUAAAGAGGAGAUCCACAUGACGCCAUUUACUGCUGCUUUUGGAGAAAGAUCACCCUACCUCCUCCGGAAAGAAAAGAGAGAGAGAGGGAGAGAGCGAGCAAGCAGAAAAACGGCGAGCCCCUACUGCUCAGAUCUCAAAUCUUCCUCCUCCUCCUCCUCCAAACACACAACAACCACCACCACAAAUCCGCUGCGCUCCCAAAACACCCCCCCCCCCCCGAUCGCAAACCACAGAGCUGCCUGCAACACAUACACGCUCGCAGAGGGAGCGAGAAAGCUAGAGGGAGCGAAGGGAACGGGAGCUUGCAGCAAGCAGCUUCUCAGCAGAACGGCUACAUUGCACAAGCUGCCUUUUUUUUUUGGAGUAGCUCAGUGGAAGAAAGCUCUGGGAUUUUAUUUUAGAUCCACUUCUUUGUUUAUUUGUUUUUUCUUCCCCCGUUCUCCUGAUCAUUUGCAACAACAACAGCACACAAAAAAAGUGACUUUGGUGUUGGCGAUUUGGCCUCCGGUUCAUUGAGGAAAAGAAAGGAAAGUGUGCGAGAGACUGCUUUUUAAUUGCUUUUUCUCCCCUAGGAGCCAAGAAAGCUCACCCCCACACGGAGAGUUGUUAUUACGAUUAUUGUUACAGCGUAUACGCGCACACACGUAUUUAUAAUCGAUCUGGAGAGAGGAACCUAACUUCCUAACUUUGCUCUGGACUGUUUUUUACACGGUGAUCAUUCUCGCUCUAAUUUGCAAGUUGGACUAAAGCAGAGUUUUGGAAAAGAUUUUUUUUUCCUUUUUUUUUUUUUUUUCUCGCUUUAGGGCUGGAUUUAUUUGCAAACCGCAGGAAGAAGAAAAUACAAGAGAGAGGGGUUUGGUGCAGCGCCGCGAUCACGGAUUUCAGAUGUGUUCUAAGCCUGCCGGGGUGAGCACGCUUCCGGGCACUGAUGGAGACGAGAGCUCAGCACGGCAGCGGGUCACAGGCCUUGCUACAGGCUCGGCGUGACAGUGGGAGGCCGCAUGGGGAGCCCGAUCUGCGGGAUGUCCUGAUGCAGCAGGUUCACGUCUUGUCCUUGGACCAGAUCAGAGCCAUCCGCAACACAAAUGAGUACACGGAGGGACCUACAGUGGCUCCGCGGCCCGGGGUGAAGACGGCUCCUCGUCCAGCAGCCCAAGCCAAAGCUGAGCGGCCCCAUGCCUUGCCCGAGCACCGUCCCGUCGGCCGGGUCCAGCACGCACAGCCGCACGCCUCUCCUCGGGCGCCUCUGGCCCGCUCCAUCAGCACCGUCAGCACCGGCUCGCGGAGCAGCACACGGACAAGUACAAGCAGUAAUUCGUCUGAGCAGAGACUUCUAGGUUCACCUUCAGGGCCGGCUGCCGAUGGGAUAGUCCGUAUGCAGCCCAAGUCUGAGCUCAAGGCAAGCGAGCUGAAGCCUCUGAGCAAAGAAGACUUGGGAGCACACAGCUACAGGUGUGAGGACUGUGGAAAAUGCAAGUGUAAGGAGUGCACUUACCCGAGGACCCUCCCGUCCUGUUGGGUCUGUGACAAGCAGUGUCUCUGCUCAGCCCAGAACGUGGUUGAUUAUGGGACUUGUGUCUGCUGCGUGAAGGGCCUCUUCUAUCACUGCUCUAACGACGACGAGGACAACUGCGCUGACAACCCCUGCUCCUGCAGUCAGUCGCGCUGCUGCACGAGGUGGUCUGCCAUGGGCGUGGUGUCCCUCUUCCUGCCUUGCUUGUGGUGUUACUUACCGGCCAAGGGUUGCCUUAAGUUGUGCCAGGGCUGUUACGACCGGGUAAAUCGGCCUGGGUGCCGCUGUAAACACUCCAACACCGUUUGCUGCAAAGCUCCCAGCGUCCCCCCCAGGAACUUUGAAAAGCCAACGUAGCAUCGCUAGUCAGAAAUAACUAAAGUAACCAGGAUCCUUUUAACCUACAUAUGCAACCAACUAAGCAGCUGUGGUCUUGGCACUGUGGUUGAAGGGUUGGGUUUGUACUUGGCUCUUUGCAGGGAGAUGCUUUUCGCCGCGUGUGCCAUCUUAACUGAUGCGCGCGUUAGAGUCCAGCUAGCAGCAUGCAGGAAGAGAGCAAAACACAAAGAGAAGGGAUGCAGUACAUGGUGACCCACAUAUUGCAUAAGCUAAAGCAACACAAGACACUCCUAGGCAACUCUGAUUGUUUGUGAAUAGUACUUGCAAAGUUUGUAAAUUAGCAAAUGACUUCCCCCCCCCCCCCCCCCCCAUUGUUUUCUGCCAGAGAUAAUGUGCUAUAUUUUUGUACAUACAAUAAUAUUUUCAACUGUGAAAAGCAGAGUGGUGUCACGAGGCGUGGCACAGUCACACACACACAAAACAGAGCUAUUAUACUAAUAUGCUGUACAUUCAGAAGAAUGUGAAUCAAUCAGUAAUGUUUUUAGAUUGCUUGAUGGAAACCUUCUAUGGCAAGACUCUUGAUUUCCCUUUCGGACUCGGUGUAUAUUGUACAGUCACAGUAAAAUUCAGCCUUUAUUUUCUAAUUGUUUUUUUUUCAACACAUUGUUUAGUGUAAAGAAUAUUUAUUUGAAGUUUUAUUAUUUUAUAAAAGAAAAAAAAAGAAAUAUUUAUUUUAAGAGGCAUCUUACAAGUGUCACCCCACCCCCACCCCCCUUUUUAUGAGGACGUCACAGUUGCUGCAGAUAUAAGGGGUGAACGAUGCAUAUGUUCACUAUAAAAUAGAAAAUAUAUUAACGUUUGAAAUUAAA
Pogoniulus pusillus (Red-fronted tinkerbird) is the source of this 2891-nucleotide messenger RNA. It is a transcript of the gene SPRY2, whose product is annotated as sprouty RTK signaling antagonist 2. Gene Ontology annotation, cellular component: cytosol; membrane. Bases 1099 to 2040 code for a protein of 313 amino acids. The transcript is spliced from 3 exons. The record is from RefSeq and is a predicted model, not a curated record. Gene Ontology annotation, biological process: multicellular organism development; animal organ development; negative regulation of fibroblast growth factor receptor signaling pathway. NCBI's taxonomy places the organism in Eukaryota, Metazoa, Chordata, Aves, Piciformes, Lybiidae.